Gongylonema pulchrum is the source of this 690-nucleotide messenger RNA. Lineage: Eukaryota; Metazoa; Nematoda; Chromadorea; Rhabditida; Gongylonematidae. The record is from the annotation of a GenBank genome assembly.
AUGUACGAACUUGGGCAAUUUUUUCAACACCGGUACAGCUCAUUUGUGGAACGCUUCGAUACUGAAGAUAUAGACCUGUUAUCAUCAAACUCGGAUAGAGCCAUUGUCAGUGCCCAAGCGAUGCUACGUGGAUUUUUCCCAGCUGACAGCAAGGAUGAUCAGUGGUUAAAUGGCGAGUUGUGGCAGCCGCUACCAUUCCAUACGGGUCCCAUGGAUGCUGCAGAUGCCGUUAGUUUUACUGUUCUGAAUUUACUAAAACCUACCGAUUAUUCCUGUCCAAUUUAUGAACGCUAUACUGAAAAGCAGAAUGAAGAACUGUUCAAGAAUAUCAGCAAAAAAUACGCCGAAUUUUUUAGCUUUCUCGCAAAUGUCACUGGAUUUCCAAAGGUGAAUCUGAAGAAAGCAGCAUCGCUGUACAACAUUCAUCGUGAGAUAAGACACGAUCUUGCUCAGCCCACCUGGGUCUACAAAAGAUGGCCGGAGUAUGACAAUCAAACAACGUUGGAGAUAAUAGGUGAGCUGAAACGAAUUAGCCGCAUCGCGGAGUUCAAUUCACCCGAAAAAGCCCGUCUGCGCGGAGGUCUACUUAUGGGCGACUGGAUCGCUAGGAUGCGCAAUGUAUCGCGAAGAAAGCCUGUUAAGCCACGCAAAAUGUUGCUGUACUCAGCAGUAGGUUUCUUUUUCUUCUGA